AUGUUCGGCUCGCUUGUGGACGCGUUUAAGCGCUACGUUGCCGGUUCGGAGCGGGCAUUUUUGAUGUCCAUUGAAGACGAGCAGGUGGUCCCCAAGGGCGUAGUUGCAGGUUCUGGCGACUUGAGACGGGACCUUGAUCUGUUACAGCGCGAACUGGCCGAACAGGCGGUGUAUUUGGUGGUGCGCAACGAUGGCAUUUCGGGCAAGUUCAUAUUUAUCUCGUUUGUCUUGGACAACGCCCCGGUCAGAAGCAAGAUGCUGUAUGCCUCGACGAAAAACACGGUGAUUAGACAGCUGGGGGUCGAAUUUUUCCACCCAAUUGUGUUUAUUAACGACAAAGCCGAACUGAGUGGGGACGCGUAUGAGACGUUGCGGGGCACGGACCGCGCGAAGCCGCUAAGCUCGAGCGAGGAGUCGCUGGCCAAGGUGAAGCAGAUGGAGCUGCUAAGUGGGGGAGGUAUCGAGAGACGCAAGCAGCAGCUGGUGGGCGCCGGCUCAAGCGCAGUGAAGAUGGGCGUGGAAGGCGAUCUUCUGGACAGUCUCAGGGGGCUGGAAAUAGGCCAGACGUUGACGAUCGUCAUUGGCGGGGACGAGCAGUUCCGCGUCGACGGCACAGCCACGGCUACAGGGCUCGGCGACAUUGGCUCCACAAUCCCCACACAUUCCCCCACGUAUACGGUUGCCCGCUUUGGCAACGGGUACUACUUUGUCUACUGCUGUCCGUCGGGAUCGAAAGUGCGCGACCGCAUGGUGUACGCGUCGAGCAAACAGGGCCUGCUAAACGACCUGAAAAGCGGUGGCAUUGACUUUAUAAAAGUAGUGGAAGCGGGCGAUCCAGAAGAAAUCAUCGCUGACGAGGGACCAUUGCCGGCCCCUGCUGCCCCUGCUUUCCACAAGCCAAGAGGUCCAAGAAGAAGAUAG
Messenger RNA from Ogataea haglerorum, 921 nucleotides. RefSeq lists its product as uncharacterized. NCBI's taxonomy places the organism in Eukaryota, Fungi, Ascomycota, Pichiomycetes, Pichiales, Pichiaceae. The record is from RefSeq and is a predicted model, not a curated record. Gene Ontology annotation, biological process: actin filament depolymerization; barbed-end actin filament capping. Bases 1 to 921 code for a protein of 306 amino acids. Gene Ontology annotation, cellular component: cytoplasm; actin filament. The transcript is spliced from 2 exons. Gene Ontology annotation, molecular function: actin monomer binding; actin filament binding.